Argentina anserina (silverweed cinquefoil) is the source of this 548-nucleotide messenger RNA. RefSeq names its product stress-response A/B barrel domain-containing protein HS1. Lineage: Eukaryota; Viridiplantae; Streptophyta; Magnoliopsida; Rosales; Rosaceae. Gene Ontology annotation, biological process: pollen tube adhesion. The transcript has 2 exons. The record is from RefSeq and is a predicted model, not a curated record. The coding region runs from base 51 to 380 and encodes 109 amino acids.
ACUCCGGAAGAGAGAGAGAGAGAGAGAGAGAGAGAGAGAGAGAGAGAGAGAUGGAGGAAGCCAAAGGAGUGGUGAAGCAUGUAUUACUUGCCAAGUUCAAAGAUGGAGUCUCUGAGUCUGACAUUGAUCAACUCAUCAAAGGCUAUGCCAACCUCGUCAAUCUCAUUGAUCCCAUGGAGUCCUUCCACUGGGGGAAGGACGUGAGCAUUGAGAACUUGCAUCAAGGUUUCACUCAUAUCUUCGAGUCCAGCUUUAACAGUACUGAUGCUGUUGCAGAGUAUAUAGCUCAUCCUGCCCAUGUUGAGUACGCUAACUUGUUCCUUUCCAGUUUGGAAAAAGUCAUUGUGUUUGACUACAAACCAACCACAGUUCGUAUCUGAAUCUGAAGAACAAAGGUGCCUUUUAUGAGUUUUAUGCUAUAAUCAUGAUGUAAUGGUACUUGUUUUCAAUGUACACUUCAUUCCAGUGUGUUUGAUACUUUGAUAUGCUUCAUGCAAAUUGCAAUAAUGAAAUUGAUGGGCUGAUAUCAUUCCCAGUCAUGCAAUGCA